This is a messenger RNA of Durusdinium trenchii, 1716 nucleotides long. Lineage: Eukaryota; Dinophyceae; Suessiales; Symbiodiniaceae. The record is from the annotation of a GenBank genome assembly.
AUGUCUGCUGCGGCCUCGGAGGCCGCCCCUUUGCGCUUCUCUGGAGAGAAUGAGGAUGGAAGAGAAUACAAGAGAUGGAAGACUUGGGUAAAGAAUAAGCUCUUGACCCUGGACAAGUUACCUGAAACUGCCUAUAUAUACACGUUGUUGGCUGGCAAGGCCUUGGAGGCCGUUGAACACCUGGAUCCGGGCGACUAUCAGAAGAAAGAUGGCGACCAGGUCCUGUGGUCGUUGCUGGACAAAAGGUUUCCUCAGCUGGAAGUGGUCGAUGAGCUUGGUGAAAUCCUGGGCGAGGUUUUCAAUCUUCGCUCCCAGGAGGGGGAAACGAUGAAACAAUGGGCUGCCAGAGCAUCGGAGUUGUUCGACCGAUGCCACAGGAAAACAGGAGUUCAGUUUCCUGACGAAGCCAGAGGCUGGCUUUUGUUGCACAGGGCCAACCUCAGCGAGGAGCAGAAGGCCGUGGUCAUUUCGCGUGCCCGUGGAGAUCUCAAACGAGAAUCCAUUGCAGCAGCUCUCCGAUCAUGCUACCCCGACCUUGUUGUUGGAAAACGGCGAACAGCCGUUGCAUUGGCGGAAGAGACCAUUGACGAUCCAACCGAGCCCCACGAUGCCUGGGAAGAAGAUUUUUCAGACGUGGAGCACCUGCUGGAAGAACAUCAAUCGUCCGCUGAUUGGGCCGCUGACACGGAGGCCUACAAUGAAGCUGAGGUGCACCAGUUCAAGUUCGGAAAUGGUGAUGUGGAGACCUCCCACUAUUCCGUCCAGAUGCCCGUCAUCCUGGCUAAUCGCCGAGGGGUGAUCAGAGCUGCAAAGGUGACGAGAAAGGUGGAAGAUGAUCUCAUCAACGACACGCCGUCGUUGCUCAUUCUGUAUGGUCUUCGAUUGCCUGAGAGUGAUCGGUACAUCCGUAAGAGCACCCGUCUGUUGGUUUCUCAUGAAGACAUGUCCAGCCUGGGUCUCACAUGUGACCACACUGGAACGCAUCAGUGUCAUGAUGUGAUCGCCGGUAGUGCACCUGGUGUUCCUCGUAUCAGUACUUUUGCUGGUGCCUACCCCGUGAAGUUUGUUCAAGCGGUGUUGAAUAUGAUACCUCAGUUUAAGCUAGAUCGAUCCAAGGCCACCUCGUCAUGUGAAUGCAUCGCUCAUGUAGAAGUCAUCAAUGAAGUCCCCGAUGCGUCAUGGACAGAGAUCCUAGCCGCUGGACAGGAGCUCUUGACUAAGGUGAAGGAAGAAGGUUCGGUCCAUCUGUUGCUGAACGCUUUGAUGGAGCACGAAACCAGUGAAUUUGAGUUUGUGCCCUCUACUGGAUACAGCCUGGACAGUGGUGCCAUGAAUGACUCGUCCAAGCGUCGCCUGACCGCUGACUCGAGUCAGGCCCCACAUGUGCAUUCCCAGAGGCCGAUCGUGAAGAUGAGCUUCAAAGACCAGGGAUCGGUUCCUCUCCCCAAGGGCAUCACCUCGAUGGACCAUUGGGGUAAGACCUUGAUCACGUCAGGAAAGCUGUCUAAGCAGAACCUCAGCUAUGAAGACCUUGCAAGUUCACCUGAGACGGAUUUGGUGAACUACAGUCGAUGGCUCAUGGCGCAGAAAGAUCGCACCAACAUGUCGCCACCCAUCAAGGACCUCAUUGCCUACUUGCUGGCAUACACGGAGUUGGCUGAGGGGUCGACUGAGCGAUUCCCAGACAGCACGAUCCCACGGAAGUUCAAGAGUUGA